GUAACAUACAUCCGAACGGAAAUUACCAAGCCUUGUUGAAAAGGAUCCACUUAAGACUCGCUCCCGAGUUAACAACACGCAUCAUUCGUCUUCCCCCAAUCCAAUCUGACCUUGCAAAAGCGAAAAUGGUUUGCUUGGCUUGUUUGUUGCCGCUGUUUCUCGUCCCAAUCGUCAAUUUGUUGCCCGUCCUCUUCGAUAUCAUCAUGGGGAAGGUGUACAGAUUGUUUGGAUGGGAAUAUCGGAAGCCGGUGCGAGCACCUCCCGCUUGUCCUAUGAAACCAUCCGCCUCCAAAACCGGCACCGCCGAUUCAGUUGCAGGUAUACAGAACCAUGGUGCCCCAGAUCCAUCACUAAAGUCGGUUGGAGAAGAUGACGAUAAGCUAGACUAAACUGCACCAAAUUUGGUAUAGUCAUUUUCAUUUAAUCUCUGUUUAAAACUGGUAAAACUGAAAAUAAUAGAUUCUGGUGAGGGUAAAGGUAUGGAUUAUAAAUUUAUAGUCUAUAUUUAUUGUAUCAUAAAACAAACUAUCUGUCGGUUACAAGACAGCCUUGUCUCAUUACUGUUGUGAGUAUCUAGUUGUGUUCGAUUUCAUAUCCUAAGACCUCAAUCUAUAUGAGAGCUAUCUUUUUUAUCGAGAAUCUUAAGACCCUU
Erythranthe guttata (spotted monkey flower) is the source of this 652-nucleotide messenger RNA. RefSeq lists its product as uncharacterized. Lineage: Eukaryota; Viridiplantae; Streptophyta; Magnoliopsida; Lamiales; Phrymaceae. The record is from RefSeq and is a predicted model, not a curated record.